Molecule: messenger RNA, 1374 nt
Organism: Impatiens glandulifera
Lineage: Eukaryota; Viridiplantae; Streptophyta; Magnoliopsida; Ericales; Balsaminaceae
Product: myb family transcription factor EFM-like
Exons: 4
Coding region: 49-1203 (384 amino acids)
Biological process (GO): regulation of DNA-templated transcription
Molecular function (GO): DNA-binding transcription factor activity; DNA binding
Source: RefSeq, a predicted model, not a curated record
CAUACUCUAUUUCUCUCUCUCUCUUCAAGGUGACAAUAUUUACUAUCAAUGGCGUCUCCCACAGAACUAAUUACCCUCGAUUCAUGCACACCUAAUUACAUCCAAUCCAUGGGUAAUGAUCAUCAUCAACAUCCGGAUCAAACCCAUAAGAAGAAUCUCGAAGAAUUCAUGGCUCGUCUUCAACAAGAACGCAUCAAGAUCGAAGCUUUUAAACGCGAACUUCCCCUAUGCAUGCAUCUCCUCACUAAUGCAAUGGAGGCGUCGAAGAAGCAAUUACAAAGCUGCAAAGAAAUCGAAGCAUCAAGGAUUCCAGUUCUCGAAGAAUUCAUACCCAUUACAAAAAGUUCAUCAGAAAAAGAGAACUCCGGCGGCGUCGGCAACGACAAAGCGCAUUGGAUGACAUCAGUCCAGCUAUGGAACCCGUCUUCAGCUGCAUGCAACGCCGAGGAAACUAAGAAACAAACAAUUCUCAGACAAAGGAAUUAUGAAGACGAGAAAUAUACUUCCACCUUUCUUCCCUUUUCCAAUGAACAAAAGGCGGCGCCGGAGCUGGCUAUUGUCGCCGUUAAUGAGGGGGCGGCGGCGGUGGAUAGUAAUGGAAGUAGGAGAGAGGUUAAUUCUUGUAGGAUGAAUCAGGCUAAUAGAAAAGCAAGGAGGUGUUGGUCGCCGGACUUGCACCGGCGGUUUUUGAAUGCUCUUCAGAUGUUGGGUGGGUCUGAAGUGGCAACACCAAAGCAGAUUAGAGAGCUUAUGAAGGUUGAUGGCUUGACCAAUGAUGAAGUAAAAAGCCAUCUCCAGAAGUAUAGACUUCAUACAAGGCGACCAAGUCCAAGUUCAAUGGCGGCAGACGGCGGCGCACCAACUCAGCUGGUGGUGCUCGGAGGAAUAUGGGUCCCACCGGAGUACGCUGGUGCCACCUCCGCACCACCAAUGAUUUAUGGUCCACAUCCAACUGCGCUGCAUCAAGAAUUCUAUCCAUCGUCCCAUCAUCAAAUCCUACAUCAAUUCCACAUGUAUAAUGCGUCAUCAUCACAUGACUCGCCGGAUUCAAACAUUAAAGUCGCAGCCGCAACCGUCGGCCGCGACUUUAAUGAAGAUAAAAAGCCGGAUAGUAUUUAUGAAGUUGAGAGAAAACAGUUAGCGGCAAUGAGGGUGGUGGAAGGUGAAGAGAGCAACGCAAAUGAAACUACUCUCAAGUUUUAGUGUUUUCGUUUCUAUUAGUGCGACUAAUUUUCGUAGGUUAAACAAAAACACACCCUACUAAUUAAUCAAAUGUGCGAAAUUUGUCUAAUGACUAACUAUAUCAAGGAUAUCAAACUCAUACGGUCAAAAGUUUUAGGGUUAAUUAAGGGUAAAAUAGUAAAAACAAAAAUU